AUGGCUUCCAAAAACUCCUGGCUGCUCCUACUCCUGAGUUGUGCCACAGUCACAGGCAUCGUAGGAGAUAUUAUCAUGAGACCGAGCUGCAGUACAGGAUGGUUUUACUACAGAUCCAAUUGUUAUGGAUAUUUUCGAAAACUUCAAAGUUGGUCUGAUGCUGAGUUGGAGUGUCAGUCCUUUGGAAAUGGGGCCCACCUGGCUUCUGUCUUGGAUGCAAAGGAAGCCAGAGUCAUAGCCAAGCACAUCUGGGGCUAUCAGCGAAACCAGCCUGUUUGGAUUGGCCUCAAUGACCCCCAAAAGAACAACAAAUGGAAAUGGAUUGAUGGAGGUCUGUUCCUCUUCAGAUCCUGGGCUGACAAAUCUUUCCGUACAGAUAAGAGCUGUGCUGAGAUGUCUUAUCAGAGUAAUUUCUUAACUUGGAAUAAAAAUCACUGCAGCAAGCCCCAACACUUCCUAUGCAAGUAUCGACCCUAGAAGCAAGACUAAGGCCUC
Messenger RNA from Gracilinanus agilis (Agile Gracile Mouse Opossum), 495 nucleotides. It is a transcript of the gene REG4, whose product is annotated as regenerating family member 4. The coding region runs from base 1 to 477 and encodes 158 amino acids. The record is from RefSeq and is a predicted model, not a curated record. Lineage: Eukaryota; Metazoa; Chordata; Mammalia; Didelphimorphia; Didelphidae. The transcript is spliced from 5 exons. Gene Ontology annotation, molecular function: mannan binding; signaling receptor activity.